Musa acuminata subsp. malaccensis (wild Malaysian banana) is the source of this 1430-nucleotide messenger RNA. RefSeq lists its product as uncharacterized. The record is from RefSeq and is a predicted model, not a curated record. NCBI's taxonomy places the organism in Eukaryota, Viridiplantae, Streptophyta, Magnoliopsida, Zingiberales, Musaceae.
CAAGGAAGCAAAACAGAAGAAUCUCCACCCUCCAAGGAAGAGUGCAUGCCCUCGCGUAGCCGUCUUUGUUCCCGAUGGCCCAUCUGGACCAGGAGCUGUGUGAGGGGAGAACAACCGAAGCCAAGACCGAAAAGGAAAGAGGUGAGGUGAGAAAAAAGGGGGAAGACAACGCAAGAAAGAUAGGUGUCCUCAGAUAUGCAUCACCCAACCAAACCUCUCUCUCUCUCUCUCUCUACCCUGGCUUACCAGAAAUGCCCCUCUGCAGCCAGGAGAACUCCCCACCCGUCUCCGCCAAGCAGGAAGACCGUAACCCCCCUCCUGUUCCCAAUUCAUAUGGGCCUUUUGGUCAUGGUCAGACCUCAGGAGGAGACAGGGGAAGGAAGAAACCCCACCUUUGUUUCUCCACCAUCUCCUCUCUCUUUGCAAAGUUGGAACCUUCUCCCAUCCGGUGCCUUCCAUCUGGGUUUCUCUCCUCUUCUGCCUUCUAAAGGUUCGAUUUUGCGGCCAUGUUGAUGAAGAAGGGGAAGAGAUCGGCCAUGGAGUCUUCUCCGCCAUCCACUUAUUAUCCUGUUAGCCAGGAGGCGAAAACGAGGUUCAGGCACCAGAGUCUCCUGCAGGAUUACGAGAAUCUGCUAAAGGAAACUGAAGCAAAAAGGAGGAAAUUGCAGAAGGUGGAUCAGAAGAAAUUGAAGCUUCUUGCUGAAAUCAAAUUCUUGCAGAGAAAAUAUGAAAGUCUAUCGAUGAAUCCAUCACGAAAAGCUCCACUUAGGCUGAACAAGAAACCACAGAGUAUCUCGUCCCAAUUGUUCAUGAUCGAUCAACCUCCAAAUUCGUCUUUUCAAUUCCCUGCCAAAGACCAGAGUUCCAUAGUCAGAGAUGCUUCUUUCCGAAGCACCCCGGCAGUAAUAGACUUGAACCAGGUUUCCUUGUCAAUUGGUGAAGGUUUGGAUGAACAACAGGUCAGCUUAGGGCCCGCAAAAGCUGAUAAGUUGAGGAAGAGUUUGAUGGAUUGUGAUGAUGUGGCUAAUGAUCUCAAGCCCUUGAUUUGCCGAGAUGUCGGUCGUGGAUCAAACCGGGUGGUGAAGAGAAAGAUCACAUGGCAAGAUCAGGUAGCUUUGAGGGUGUAGGUUAAUCUAUGUCAUAAAGGGUGAAAAGCCAUGCCCUUUAUUGAGAGGUAAGUUCAAAAUAUUAUACCUUAUUAAUGCCACUGGUGUUCCUAGUAUGAAUUUGGUGACUCAAUCAGAAUAAUCAGUUCUACAUAUUUGUCAUUAGAGUUGACAUUAUGAAUGGUGGAAUGUCUUGAUACUCCACAGCAUUAUCCGUUAAAUGGAUCCUAAAGCUACCUCAUCUAGCUAUCUUUCAAUAUGCCCUCAUCAGUCACCUUUGGAUCCAUCAUCAGAGCUUCAAGCAGCUUAUAUAUAAUUUAUCUA